AUGGCCCUCAAAAAUCAGCCUACCAUUCUUAUUGUCGGCGCGGGUGCUAUUGGCAUCAUGCUGGGAUACCAUCUCAGUCUUGCGGGAGCUGAUUUGACAUACCUUGUGCGUCCUCAUCAUGCACAACGUCUCAGUCGUCCUCAGAUUCUAUACAGCUAUCACGACAAAACCUCGAUUGAAUUCAAGGGCUAUAGCUUUGUCACCGAACCAGCGCAAAUUGGCCACUCGGACUAUGACUAUGUUCUCAUCACGCCAGAUGCCGCGACUUUGAUGGCUCCCCUGGGCGCAGCCCUAGUCAAAACGAUCGGAGAGGUCUUCAAAGGAGAGCAUGCAAAAAUCAUUUUGGCAGGCACCUUCCACAACUUCAAGAAUUGGUUCGCGGCGACGUCUGGACUUCCAGAAGACCGGCUUGCAUGCAUCAUAGUUCCAAUCGCCAUCCAUGAAACCAAGACCAAACUCAAAACUCAUGGCUAUGUCGACAUGGAACAGUUCGACAAAGCCGAUUAUGCUUACGCAAGGCUCAAUCCCGACAUUACUCUACAAAUUGAGGACGUGCCCGCAUUUGCUGAUUUUGUGAGCCUGUACAAUACUUGUGGAGUUGGGCGCUGUGUCACUGCGCCUGCGGCCCAGAUGGCUGCUCAUUUGCUACCUAUUUUUGCACUCCUCAUACCACUGGAGUUGCUCGGCUGGCCCUCGAUGAAAGACCUCGACAGAAACAGUGACCUUUGGCGUCUUGGUAUUGCUGCAGUGAAGGAACUUCGUGGCUUGAGUCUCUACGGCGAAGCCGGCCGACAGGCAGUGGAUGCAACAAACGAGGACUCCCUUGUCAAGGAUUUCUCAGCUAUGGAGCAAACGGCACUUCCGCUCGACCAAGCAGAUUUCAAUCGUUAUCACCAUGGGGGAAAGGUUAGCAAGCAGGAUCAGGACCACGUCAGAGCUUGUAUCGAAUAUGCGGAAGCCGAUGGGAAGCCGCUCACUGCCGCACCUGAGUUACUGCGGCGCUUAGAGGAAAAGCUAGGCAGGUCGGCAUAG
Penicillium coprophilum is the source of this 1032-nucleotide messenger RNA. Its product is annotated as ketopantoate reductase family protein. The record is from RefSeq and is a predicted model, not a curated record. NCBI's taxonomy places the organism in Eukaryota, Fungi, Ascomycota, Eurotiomycetes, Eurotiales, Aspergillaceae. The transcript has a single exon. The coding region runs from base 1 to 1032 and encodes 343 amino acids.